Drosophila ficusphila is the source of this 1999-nucleotide messenger RNA. It is a transcript of the gene Pdss2, whose product is annotated as all trans-polyprenyl-diphosphate synthase PDSS2. Bases 367 to 1722 code for a protein of 451 amino acids. NCBI's taxonomy places the organism in Eukaryota, Metazoa, Arthropoda, Insecta, Diptera, Drosophilidae. The record is from RefSeq and is a predicted model, not a curated record. The transcript is spliced from 3 exons. Gene Ontology annotation, molecular function: prenyltransferase activity. Gene Ontology annotation, biological process: isoprenoid biosynthetic process; ubiquinone biosynthetic process. Gene Ontology annotation, cellular component: transferase complex; mitochondrion.
CCAAAAAGUGUGCCGCAAAACGGCACUGCCGUGCGAAAAACCUGUUUUCCCGCUCAAGACCGCCGCACCACUCCCUGCACCGUCUUCCCCCACCACCCCAAAUUCCAUGACACUGCGUGGGGCAAUAAAAACAAACAAAACGCUUGGCGGCCACCUGAGCGAAGCGACCAACUGUAAAAGUGGGCCGCCCGAAGCGAAGAAGAAGAGGCAAUCGACGUCGGCAGCGACGCGGGCAGCGGCGGACCCCGAAGAUUUCACUUUUCGACGAGCAAUUCGACAGAGCGGAGCUAAAGACGCGAUUUUCUCAUCCAGCAAUUGUAAAUAAUUGUGGUUUUUUAGGCAAAACAAUAGAGAAGAUAGACAACCAUGUACCGCGCCAGUGGGUUAAGGAUUAUGCAACAGUUGCGUCGAAGGAUUUCCGCAGAGGUCCACGAAUUCCAAAACCCUCAAGUUGCGCCUGCGCUGCAAACUUUCACUUUCCAACGACAACAACAGCAACGCUGGACGGCAACGUCGACGGUCAGUGGAAAGCAUUCCACUGCACAGGUGACGAGCCCGCCCCCCAGGCACGACUGGAACAGGGCGGUCAGCGAGGCAGAGAGGAUCGUCGGCUAUCCCACAUCCUUUUUGAGCCUGCGUUGGCUGCUCAGCGACGAGAUCGCCAAUGUGGCGCUGCACCUGCGCAAACUGGUGGGCAGUGCCCAUCCGCUGAUGAAAACAGCCAAACACCUGCUCUACAAUGGCAAGAACACAAUGCAAGCUUGGGGAUUGAUAGUGCUUUUGGUGUCCAAGGCCGCAGGACAUGCUCCCAGUGUUCCUGAUGUGGAGCAGGAUAAGAGUGCAGGAGUGCUUCACUCGCAGAGAGCUCUGGCUGAGGUCACCGAAAUGAUCAGGAUUUCACAUCUCGUCCACAAUAGUGUUGUCAACCUGCAGUCGAGCACCCAGGCUGGACAGGAUGUGGCCACCUACGACGACAUGUCCUUUGGCAACAAGAUCGGUCUCCUGACCGGCGACUACCUUUUGGGCCAUUCCAGUGCGGAGCUCGCUAAUCUGCGCAACCAGGAAGUGGUGGAGCUGAUCUCGUCGGCUGUGCGCGAUUUCUCGGAGUCGGAAUUCAUUGGAGAGCGAGAUGAGCAGAAUAAUCCACUGCCCUACAAGCCGGGAACCUUCCAGCGACCAUCCCUUAGCGUCGGAGUGGAUUUCAACGAGCACGACGUGAUGACCCCCAUGCCAAUUGCUCAGGUUCUGGGAAAUCCUGAGGAGGAAUGGGAGUGCCGUAACAUUCUGAAUGCCGGUAGUCUCCUGGGCAAGUCCUGUCAAGCUUCGUUGAAGUUGGCCGGCCAGAGUGAGGAAUUGCAGCGACAUGCGUACCGCUUUGGCAAACACUUGGCCCUAGCCUGGCAGGCCUGCUUGGAUGCCGAGCCCUUCCAGUGCCCACAACUCCCUCUGGAUACUACAUUUAGCCUCGUAAGUGCUCCAGUUUUGUUCCAUUUGGAGCACGACCCUGGCAUGUACGCCCAGCUGGAGGCGGGCAAGCAAUCCGUCGAUAACAUCGACUACGACAAGAUUCACAAGGCAAUCCUGGCCGGUCCUGCGUUGAUUAAAACUAAGGAACUACAGAGGAAGCACACGGCUGCCGCUUUGGCUGUUCUGCAACAUUUCCCGGCCACGGAUGCUCGACAGGCUCUGGAGAACAUCAUUCUGGCCAUGCAGGAUCUCUGAUCCCAAGUUAUCGCUGCUGAUUUUUAUCACGGGUUCAGGGCAUAGUUUAGUCGUAUUUAUUCCAUUGGGUCAUUUGUCAUUUAAAGCAAACAUUGUUGACUAAUCUUAGAUGGCGUUUUUGAACUGCUGAGUUUGGUUAAUUUACCUUUUAUUUGGUGCAAGUGCAAAAAUAAUCGUUUCAAAAUGUUUUUGUAGUCCUAGCACUAGUCCAUAGAUUUUAUACUGAAAUGAUUUGUAUUUAAACAAAUACAUGACAAAUAAAAUCAUUUUAAAUAUU